AUGGGUUUUCUUUUUGAAUUGGGUGUAUCUAUUCGAGACCAGUUAGCAGAGAAUUCAUUUCAGUUGGCUACAAAGAGCCACCCAAUGGCAUCAAAAGUUGUUUGUUUGAGUCAAGAUCAGAACCUCAAUGUUCACUCUGAUGGAGUUUCUGUUGCGGGAAAACCAGCAUUGAAAUCAACAAAGAAAGGCGGAGUAGGUGGUAGGAAACCACUAGCGGACCUAUCCAAUAGGGGGAAGCCAGAUUUUACCAAGGCAACAAAAAAGCCUGCUCUCAACAAUUUUCCCAAAAUCAUUGCUGAUGCAAGCAAGAAGAAAGGCUCAUCUGAAACCUUGCUUCAGAAGACUUCUAAUGUUGUGUCAGAGGAAUCUUCUUGUGAGUAUGAGAAGGAAGGUUUCCUGCAUGACCAUGAGCAGUGCAUGAAAACAAUGAGAGAGGCUACCCAGUUGGAUGCAAUGGAUAUAUACUGGAUGCUAAAUGGACCAACUCCAUGCAAGAAGCUUGCAUCUCCACCAAAACCUUCUGAGCUAACCAAAUUUGAGGAUAGUCUAAUAAUGUACUUGAAAGAGAUACCUGAGGAUCAAUAUAUCUUGCUGCCUACCGCGAAGUACUCAGUCUCCUCACCUCCUUUGUCUCCACCUCCAUCACCAGAUUGGUAUACCAAUUUACGGAUUGGGGUGGACUGUGAUAUUCAGCAUAUGGAGGCGCGAAACUCACCUUCGUCGGAUUCAUAUGCCCUUCUCCUCCAAGCAUGCCUAAACAAGAGACACCCAUUUGCCGGAAAAACCAUCCACGCCCAGAUCAUCAAGUCAGGGCUUCACCUCGGUGUCUUCUUGAUGAACAACCUCAUCAACUACUAUAUCAAAACUGGGUCUUAUGUCGAUGCACACCACGUGUUCGAUGAAAUGCCUCUAAGAAACAGGUUCUCCUGGAACACCAUUCUCUCGAAUUAUACAAAGCAGGGAAGGCUUGAUGCGGCUUGUAGAGUUUUCAAUGCAAUGCCUGAGCGUGAUUCGGUUUCGUGGACUGCCAUGAUUGUGGGUUUCAAUCAGAUGGGUCGAUAUGGCGAUGCCAUCAACAUGUUUUUAGAGAUGGUUUUGGAUGGAGUUCCGGUGACCCAGUUCACUUUUACUAACAUUCUUUCGGCGUGCGCGUCGGUGAAGGGUUUGGAUAUUGGUAGGAAGGUGCAUUCGUUUGUUGUCAAGCUUGCUGUUGGUAGUUAUGUUUCGGUUGGGAACUGCCUUGUGAACAUGUAUGCCAAAUGCGGUGAUCCGGGGACUGCGAAGAUUGUGUUUGAGAGGAUGAGAUUGAAAAACGUGUCGAGUUGGAAUCAUAUGAUCUCAAUACAUAUGCAAUGUGGUCGUGCCGACCUUGCUCUUGCGCAGUUUAAUCAAAUGACAGAGCACGACAUUGUAUCUUGGAAUUCAAUGAUUGCUGGAUAUAAUCAGCAUGGGCUCCAUACAGAAGCAGUGAGUAUAUUCUCAAGUAUGCGCAAGGACUCUUUUCUAAAGCCUGAUAAGUUCACCUUGGCAAGCAUUUUGUCGGCUUGUGCUAGCCUUGAGAAGUUGGAACUUGGAAAACAAAUCCAUGCUCUUAUUGUAAGAGCUGGAUUGGACACGUCGGAAGUUGUAGUUAAUGCUUUGAUUUCAAUGUAUGCCAAGUCUGGUGGGUUGGAAAUUGCCGAGAAAGUUUUAGAGCAGUGCGGGACUUCAGAUCUCAAUCUUAUAGCUUUUACUGCCUUAUUGGAUGGAUACAUUAAGGUUGGGGAUGUUAACCCAGCCAGACAGAUAUUUGACUCAUUGAGAGACUGUGAUGUGGUAGCAUGGACCGCUAUGAUUGUUGGUUAUAUGCAGAAUGGGUUAAAUAAUGAUGCAUUGGAGCUCUUUAGGUCAAUGAUAGCAGAAGGCCCCAGGCCAAACAACUACACAUUAGCAGCGAUGUUGAGCGUCAGUUCAAGCUUGGCUUCUUUGGAUUAUGGAAAACAAAUUCAUGCAACUGCCAUACGAACAGGACAAGUGUCUUCAGUUUCUGUGGGCAAUGCUCUAAUUACGAUGUAUUCCAAAGCUGGAAGCAUCAGUGGUGCAAAGCAAGUGUUCAAUCUGAUUGACUGGAACAGAGAUACUGUUUCUUGGAGUUCAAUGAUAUUGGCCCUGGCUCAACAUGGUCUUGGGGAAGAAUCCAUUGAACUAUUUGAGAAGAUGUUGUCACUUGGUAUUAGGCCUGACCAUAUAACUUAUGUUGGGGUACUCUCUGCUUGUACACAUGUGGGAUUGGUCGAACAGGGCAGGAGCUACUAUAAUUUGAUGAGGAGCGUACACAAGAUUGAACCCACCCAUAGCCAUUAUGCAUGCAUGGUUGAUCUGCUUGGGCGUGCUGGGUUACUUCAAGAAGCAUACGACGUGAUACAAAAUAUGCCAAUUGAACCGGACAUUAUAGCAUGGGGUUCACUUUUAUCUGCUUGUAAGCUUCACAAAAAUGUGUAUUUGGCCAAAGUUGCAGCAGAAAAAUUGCUCCUUAUUGAACCAGACAACAGUGGGGCGUAUUCAGCCCUUGCUAAUUUGUAUUCAGCUUGUGGAAGAUGGGCAGAUGCUGCAGAAGUAAGAAAGUUAAUGAAGAAUAGGAAAGUGAAGAAAGGCCAAGGAUUUAGUUGGAUUGAGUAUCAGAACAAAGUGCAUGUGUUUGGGGUUGACGAUUGGGUUCAUCCACAGAGAAAUGGAAUCUAUAAGACGAUGGAGAAAAUCUGGGAAGAGAUUAAAAAUAUUGGUUUUGUCCCUGAUACUGAGUCGGUCUUGCAUGAUGUUGCAGAAGAAUUGAAGGAGAAGAUGCUUAUGCAUCACAGUGAGAAACUUGCAAUUGCAUUUGGGUUAAUAAAUACUCCAGAUAACAGUACACUGAGGAUCAUGAAGAACCUCAGAGUUUGUAAUGAUUGUCACACUGCCAUUAAAUUUAUAUCCAAGCUUGUGGGCAGAGAAAUCAUUCUGAGAGACACUACUCGCUUUCACCAUUUUAAGAAUGGGACGUGUUCUUGUCGGGACUAUUGGUAGGCUUACGGAUGAAGAUUUAAAGAUAAAUUUGAUGUUCAAGUGUACAAAGAUGGUUGUAUGUAGAGAAUGAUACUCCACUAGGCUGAUAUGCUGGCUGACUAGAUAGUUCUAUACGGUUCCUGGAAGCUGCUAAGAUGAUCAAAUUACAUUUGACGGUUCAUGUAUGUGUUCUCUGUUUUUUGCUUUAUGAUGGAUGCUCUUUGAGACAUUUAAUUUCCAAAGGAUUGAAGCAUGUUUGCCUGUUGACAACAGGACGGAGAAUCAAACUUUUCGCUAGUUGAUAUGCAUUAUGGA
This is a messenger RNA of Fragaria vesca subsp. vesca, 3336 nucleotides long. RefSeq names its product pentatricopeptide repeat-containing protein At2g22070-like. The record is from RefSeq and is a predicted model, not a curated record. Gene Ontology annotation, biological process: regulation of mitotic cell cycle. The transcript is spliced from 5 exons. Lineage: Eukaryota; Viridiplantae; Streptophyta; Magnoliopsida; Rosales; Rosaceae. Bases 1 to 3042 code for a protein of 1013 amino acids.